Messenger RNA from Microplitis mediator, 1056 nucleotides. RefSeq lists its product as uncharacterized. Gene Ontology annotation, molecular function: protein binding. Bases 1 to 1056 code for a protein of 351 amino acids. The transcript has 2 exons. NCBI's taxonomy places the organism in Eukaryota, Metazoa, Arthropoda, Insecta, Hymenoptera, Braconidae. The record is from RefSeq and is a predicted model, not a curated record.
AUGGAAAACUUACAGAAUAACAAACUAUCCAGUGAAUGUUUAGAAGAUCAAUUGAUCUAUGAAGAUUAUCGUGAUAAAGUGAAACGCGGAAUUAUUGACAUUAACGAACAAAUACUUCUAAAAAAUGAUGACAUGUGUAUAAUGAUGUUGCAUUGGGCGGUAUUGAUGACUGACGAAGAAUUCAUCGAUUAUCUUCUAGUGAACAAAGUGGAUAUCGACGCUCAGAUAAAUUUUCUUAAAGGUACAGCUCUUAUGGUAGCAGUCCGUGACAAAAAAUUCGAUAUUGUUAAAAAGUUAAUAAAUGGUGGUGCCGACGUAAAUGCUUUGGGUAUGCCAACAAUAAAUCGUUACAACGUUCCCAGAAUGACUCCAUUAGCUAUCGCUGUUGAAAACGAGGAUUUUUGUACAGCUGAACUAUUGAUUGAUUCCGGAGCAAAAUUUUAUAUGGUACCUAAAACAGAUCUUACAUGGACGGCAUUAACUGUUGCCAUAUUCCGUCAAAAUGAACGAAUGGUUAAGUUAUUGCUAAAAAAUGAAGACGAAAUUGAGUCCAAAGAAGAAAAGGAAUUUUUGACCUCAUAUAUUUAUCAAGCAAUCAAGAAUGGGACUGAUGAAAUUGUGAAGAUUAUCUGGCCAUAUUACCCUCGUGGAUCGGCCCUUUGGAUUGAUUAUGUGAACCAAAUCCCAAGAAUACUAGUUGAAAAAAACAGUACUGAAUUACUUAAAUAUUUCUUGAACAAUUAUGAUUUUGAUAUAAAUGUUGCAACCAAAAGGUAUAGAUGGAGUAGGUCAACUAAUUUUUAUAAUCACUCUAUGCUCCAUACUGCAGUAGAAGAAAAUAGUAAUGAGACGAUGGUUAAAUAUCUUCUGGAUGCUGGUAUUGAUGUCAAUAUAGGACCCGGAACACCAGCAAUUGAAUGCUCCGAGCCAUCUUAUGGGGACCCCCCGAAUAGAGUUGUCCCGAUGAUAAAAGAACAUCUUGUUAAAAUGAUUGCUUGCAAUUACGCCGUUUCCGAAAUAAAUUUACAAAAUAUAAACUUGCGUAUGAUUCUAUAA